Molecule: messenger RNA, 1761 nt
Organism: Myotis myotis
Lineage: Eukaryota; Metazoa; Chordata; Mammalia; Chiroptera; Vespertilionidae
Gene: CUNH7orf57
Product: chromosome unknown C7orf57 homolog
Exons: 9
Coding region: 299-1177 (292 amino acids)
Source: RefSeq, a predicted model, not a curated record
GCCGUUGCCCGGGCGACGCGAGUUGUUGUGGUUGCGCGCCGCGCAGGGAGUUGGUGAUUGGCCCCGCCGCCCGCCGGGGAGACUUUGGCCUCUGGCGCCGCGGGAGGUGCCCACCAGACCCUCGGCGAGCAGGUGGAGGCGGACGGACAGGCAGAGCGGGGUGCGGACCUGGCCUCUGCAAGAGCUCAGCCCGGCGCGGUGCCCUGCUUCCCGGCUCAUCGCGAACACCUGCCAGGAGUGUCUCCGGAUUCCCUGCUUCCCGGCUCAUCGCGAACACCGACCCCGCGUGUCUCCCGGCAUGAGGAACGCCAGCAAGGAGCUGCCUGGCGCCAGCGGCCGCUACGCUCCCUGCGACUGGUAUUACCACCUCCCCGUGAAGCGAUCGGAGAAGGCUGUGGACGCCCCGCCCAUGUCCCAGAUCCCAGGCCUCAGCGAGCUCCGGGACACCCCCAGCGGACACCUGCUGGGGACUCGGAGGUACUGGGUCAAAGACACGGACUCAGAGUAUGUGAAGUUGGCCAAGCAAGGCGGCCGGCCUGAUCUGCUGAUGCACCUGGCCCCCGGCUCCAGGAAGGGUACGCCUGCCGCCUACUCCCUGCCCGACUGGUACGUCCACCACAGCCAGCCGCCCGCGGCCAGCCAGAGGCGGAGGCUGGCUGCCUACAUGCCCGACUACAUGGUUCACAAAGAGUUUAGCCCCGACCUGGCCAACGGGAAUUACGAGUCCCGAAGGGGGCCCUUCGACUUUGACGUGAAGACCAUCUGGCAGAGAGAGGCUGAGGAGCUGGAUACGAAGAGGAAGGUGAGGCUCCCCGCCAUUCACUCCAGGUCCCCCAGCAAAGCGGGGCCCCCGCUGGGCCCCCGAGAUCCUGCAGGACGUAGGCUCUCCUUCCCCCCCAUGCCUGGUCACAAAACCAGUUCCCCCACCAACUUCUCCAAACUCAUCAGCAACGGCUACAGGGAUGAGUGGCUGCAGCAGCGAGCCGACGCGGACAAGAGCACCCCACAGCCGUCCCCAGCGCCCCCAGCGCCCAAGUCCCCGAAGGACCUUGAGGGGCAGGAUGCUGAGCAGCUCUCAGACCCGGAGGCUCCGGAAGGCUCUGCGGAGGCUCAAGAGUCUUCUCCAUCAAGUCCAGGCUCCGCUCAGGCCACAGGGACGCCCACUGAGCCCAAGUAACCGAGCCCAGGAUGUGGGAGCAUCACGUUGGGACUCCGAUGGCUAGAUAUGAGCCGACCAUGUCUCGGCCGUGCUUAUAAGGCUCCUGCUCUGCGUUACCAAUAUAGAUUCUCAUGAAAUAAUUGUGUUAAAACAGGUUUGACGUCACUGUGGUGCAGGCGGCGCGAGGGGGGGCGGUUUGCUCCGUGCAUUUCUCUGGGGUGCUAAGGAGGGGCCUUUGGGGCGCCAUGCCUCCCCCACCCGGGAAGGCCCAGCAUCGGGGACCCACUUCCUCCCCAUCACCAGCUGGCAUCACCCCGACGUGGGUCCCCCUGGUGGUGACAUUUUCAUUGAAGGCUGUUGUUCAGACUUUAGCUAGAAGAAACUCACAGACUCUCCCUUGAUGGGGCCCUGUAAUCUCUGCAGAAGUCAUUUUUCUGUUAAAAAAUUAAUUCCAGAAUAUUGGGAUGUACUUUAUAUCGAGAAAAGGAUUAACUUAUUAGACCUCAAAGUUUUAAACCUUUAAUGUAGAAGCACUGGAGCAUUUGCAAGUUUUAAAUGUUUGCUAAGUUUUCAAUAAACUGGGAUCUAUACGAUUAAACAUA